AUUUGGGAUUAAACGGGUUAAGGGAAGAUUUAUCACUCAUUUUAAUUGUCUGCAAUCCGUAACUUUUACCUCUAUCGCCAUCUCCUGUGUGAAACAUAAAAUUACCUGAGGAGUUGGUUGUGUUGACUCUACAAUGUGUUAAAAAACAGGAAAUGUGUGCGUUGCAAGCUUGCAAUGAAACUAUAAGCAGGGGGAAGUUGGGGUUUGUAAUUCCGUUCAGCUGUUACAUCUUUUUGGUGAUCACCAGGCUGAGCCUGUAUUGUAUUAUUUGCUGUCUUAUACAAUUCUUUAUUAAAACGAAUUAUUUUUCAUAUCUCUCUCUCUCUCUCUACUGUAUCCACUAUUCCAAUCGGAAAAAAACACGACAAAUCAAGCGGUGGGCCAAAAAAAAUGUUUUUAUCGUUUAGGGUCCCGAAGUGUGCAGUGUCCUUAAUGUGCAGAAACGUUUCCACGGGUCACAUAUGGUGGCAAACUAAAAAGAUAUCUAACAUGGUGGAAGUUCAUAAGAAGCUAAGGAAGGUAGUUGGAGCAUCCACCAAUUGGCAAGACCAUCAGCAGGCACUAGCUGAGCGUACAUCACUAAGCCAAUAUCUUGCUCAAAGUCAGGAUGAAUUGCCUCCCAGAGGAAUGAAAGAUAGUGAAAUUGAGGUUGAUCUUCUUCUGGGUAGCCAGCCUGCCUUGAGAGAGAAAUACCUUAACGCUCAUAACAGUGUCAGGUUUGGUCGGAUUUUGGAGGACCUGGACUCUUUAGCAGUGCUCAUCUGUUACUUUCACACAUGGAAUGAAGAGCUGAAAAAAUCCCCACUGUCUAUUGUCACCGCCCUAGUGGACAAGAUUGACAUGAGAAAACACAUCAUCUACCCAGACCGUAACAUCAAAUUCAAAGGUCAUGUGACAUGGGUUGGGAAAACAUCAAUAGAGACUAAAAUGCAGAUGUGUCAGUACUAUGAUGGGGUGUACACUGAUGUCUUAGAUGCCACAUAUGUUAUGGUGGCCAGAGAUCCCGAAAACAAAAGGGCAGCUUUUGUUAACCCACUGAAACCAGAGGGGCCAGAGGAAGAGGAAAUUUUUCGACUAGGAGAGAUUAACAAGAAAAGACGGGUGGAGCUGAGUACUGCAUCUCUUCUUAAAGUAGCCCCUACAGCUGAGGAGAGAACCUUCAUUCAUGACCUGUUCCUUCAAACUCUAGACCCAAGACGUAUGAAUUUUAAAAGUCGCAUUCUACCACCUAAUUCGAUGUGGAUGGAGGAUGCCAAAAUGAAAGGAUUGGAGAUUUGCCACCCAGAGCAAAGAAAUAUCUUCAACCGGAUAUUUGGUGGUUUUCUGAUGAGAAAGGCCUAUGAACUUGGUCGAUCUAAUGCCUGUGCAUUUGCUGGAUGCAGGCCAACCGUGGUGGCUGUAGAUGACAUCUUAUUUCAGAAGCCAGUAAAAAUCGGUUCCUUACUCAUGCUGUCUUCUCAGGUCUGUUACACAGAAGGUAUGUACGUCCAGGUCAGAGUUCAUUCAGAGGUACUCGACCCUUUGACACGGCUGCACAGCACCACCAACGUGUUUCAUUUCACUUUCCGUCUCGAAAAUGACGUCCCAGCUGUUGUACCACGCAGCUAUGGAGAGUCUAUGCUUUACCUGGAUGGGAAGAGACGCUUUAAAGGGAUAAUGGAGAACCAGAGUGCUGAUAGGGGGACGAGAUUUCUGACCUCAUCAAACCUCAGCAACAUUAACACUAGUUGAAUGCUUAAUGUAUUGUUACAAAGUUUGUUUGUCUCAUUUAUGGUACUGUCCUUCUAUUGUCAGGCUUACUCAUUAAGAACAAUAACAGACCCAGGGUGGCCUAAGAUGAGAUAUAAAGCUAUAAAGAAGGACCUACACGAAACAUCUCAUUUCAAAAUUAAAUGACUUUUAAGUUGUGUGAUGUAGGUUUAGCCCAAGUGAAAUUGACAUGAUGUAUAAUAUUACCAAUCGGAGUACAGUCAGUGAUUUAUGUAAUUUGUAUAUUUAAAUACAUAUUUUUUACCGUAACGUCUUUAAUGUUUACCAUAACAUCUUAUUACUGUAUUUUGUACUGUAUUUUAUUAGCUGUUUAUCUUUGGGUGCUUUUAAUACGUUUAUUUUUAUUUUGUUUUGAAUAAUUAGUUCAUUUAAAGUUCAUAUUCCUUCCAUUUUUGAGAAAGAACAGAGUUUUAAUGUUUAUAAGUGGCAGCAAAUAAUGUGUAAAUAAACACUUUGUUAAG
Paramisgurnus dabryanus is the source of this 2231-nucleotide messenger RNA. Its product is annotated as acyl-coenzyme A thioesterase 9, mitochondrial-like. The record is from RefSeq and is a predicted model, not a curated record. NCBI's taxonomy places the organism in Eukaryota, Metazoa, Chordata, Actinopteri, Cypriniformes, Cobitidae. Gene Ontology annotation, cellular component: mitochondrion. Gene Ontology annotation, biological process: acyl-CoA metabolic process. Gene Ontology annotation, molecular function: fatty acyl-CoA hydrolase activity.